UAAGUUUAUUAAAAAAACAAAGUGCAAGAACUUCCAAAUAAUAUAGAGGGACUACUAAAAUAAUGGAGUUAAAAAAAACAUAAAAAGUGGUACCAUAUUUUCGCAUUCGGAACAAACAGAGAAACGGAGAAAAGUCAUACAAACUAAAAGACAAAAAAAUUUUUAGUUAUAAUUCACAGAUGGCGCUCUUACGCAAAAAUUUUGAUAAAAAGUACUUUCGAUAUGAUUAUACAAACAAGUGUCAAAUUGUCGAUAUUGUACGCCAUGUUGUAUUUUUUCGAUAUAAAGCGACUCUGACAAAUGUUAAUAGACCAUUGAGCAUAUUUUAAUGGAUAAAUUUUUUCACAUCAAAAUGGUUAAAUAUAUACAGUGAAAUUUGUAAUAUAUGUUUUGAUAUUAAUAAACUAAAUAAUAAAUUUAUUUUGGAGAAAAGUAUGCUUUAUAUACGUUAGUGUGAAAAUUUUCAACCAACUCAAUCGUUGUUGGUCGUUCCGGCCUGCGCCCUUGAAUAAGUAAUUUUACGAAAAAGAAUUUCAGUGGUCAAUAUCAUCGCAGGAAUAAAAGAAAUGGCCCAAUAUUACAUACAAAUGGAUGAUCUAAAACAAAUAUAUCCGGAUGUGCAAGUAGUACACGUAGAUGACAAUGCUGUUAGUAAACACAAUCGGCCGCAGCAAUUGGUCCUACAAGAUGAUCAAAUCCUAUACAAUGAAGGCCAAGUAGUUUACCAACAACCAAAUACAAAUAAUGCACAGUAUCAGCAACAGUUAACAACGCGAUAUAUCCUAAGUGAUGAUGUUAAUCAACAACAACAACAACACGCACCUCAUCAACAAAUUAUGAUACAUCAGCAGCAACAGACAAAGACGCAUUAUCAACAGGAGCAACCACAACCUCAAGAGCAAGUUCAGCCAGAGCUUCAAAUGCAACACACUCAACAGCAACAAAAUCAACAAUCACCCACGCAGCAAUUAUAUUACAACUCUGAUCAAAUAUUGCAACAGAACUCAAUUGUGCAUCAUUCGCCACAUUCUCAACAACAACAACAACAAAACAUAACACAACAGUUGCAUAUUUCCCAACAGCAGCCGCAACAGCAGCAAGUCCAUCAACAAUAUCAGCAACAACAACAGAUAGUUCAUCAUCAACAGUCUUUACAACAAAAUUCAACACAUCAGCAAGUACAACCACAGACGCAGCAAGUCGUAUAUCGCAUGCCAGCGCAGCAACAGCAACUCCCACAACAAACUCAGAUGUUAAAUAACACACAUGUUAUCGUACAACCAUUAAUACAAUCACCACAUAAUCAGGAAAUCAUACUACGCCAUACUAUACCACAGCAAAGGAUAACUUAUAAUACCACAAAUCGAGUUGUUUACUCCUCGCCAGCACAAGCUCAAUCCCAAACAAUACUACAACAACCGAAUCAACAACCUCAUUUACAAUUACAAGCAAAUCCACUGCAGCAACAAACUCGUCUUGUACAAACAAGAGUAACAACCCAAAUUCCAGCGCAAUCUGCGCAACCUCAACAACAGCAACAAAUGCAGUCUGGUGUUAUAUAUCAACAUAUGCAGCCAUUAUCUAGCAACCAAAUUCAAAAAUCACCUAUACCUCAACCACAACAACAGCAAAUUGUGACAACACAAAUGGUAACGGCAGUUCGAGGUGCCAUACGUGGCAAAUCAAUGCGAGGCGCUGGAUCGCCAAGUGUAUCAGCACGUAUUACUGGAAUAUCGACACGUGGUGGUAUACGAGCGUCCGCACCGACGCAAGGUGCCGCAUCCCAGGCAACAAAAUCGCCACGCUCGCGUAAUAGUGGAUCAGGAAGUACACGGGGUAGGGGUGGUGGUCGUGGUCGUGGCAGUAGAAACAAUACGAUUGCAUUAGCAAACACAAUUCCAGGCACUGCAAUGCAAACGCAAACGCCACAAAUAAUGCAAAACAAAAUAACAAUUGCUAAUGUAAAUCAAACUCAAAUGAAACAAAUUUAUCGUCAACAAAUUGUUGAUUCAUCUGGUGUUCCACAUCCACAUUUACAAUUGAUAUCUACACAACGGAUAUCAUCUAUUGGUAAUCCUCGCUAUCGUUGUCCAACAGAUGUUGGUCAAUCUCAACAUCAACCAUCCACAUCGCCUAAUGGCGGCAGUAGUGGUGAACUUGAUCUUGAAGAUAGUAUUCAAGCUGUUAUUGUAAAGAAAGACCAACAGAAAGUUAUUCCAAGUGCAAUGAGUACAACCCUUACCUCAUAUUACAAGGAAGAUGAUGAUAAUCGUAUUGCUCGUUCUCAAAAUGGUCAAAGCAUAUCAUUAACAGAAUUUAAAAAGCGCAACCUUAGUGUUAAUACCACAGGUUCCAUAAAUACAACAAAAACAAUAAUGACAGUAAGACCACAAAUUAAUACUGGCACAAACAAAAUCUCAUUAACUGGUACAGGGCAAAUGCUGCCAUUGGUGCCAAUAGCACGUGUAGCACCCCAAAGAAUGUCAAAUCCACAACCAGAGCCGGAAACGCCUAUUGUAACAGGAUCUUCAGUACAUCAAACUGCUCAUAAUAAUUAUGAAAUUCAAACGCAUCAUGUUUUACAAAAUCGAAGUAGCCAUCAAAUGGGUGAGAAGGACAGAAAUAGCGCAAAGAUGCUUGUCAUUUUAGUAUCAGGAGAACAACGUCUUAUAACUUUUACAUUGCCACGAGAAUCAUGUACAGUACAAGAUCUUUUGGAGCAGGUUGGUGUAUCAUUCGAUAACAACACAACGAUUCAAUGUGUAGAAAAUCCUGGAGCCAAUAUAGAUUUUGUUGUUACUGUUGGAUUUUCCGUUCAGGAGUCUGCAAGUGAGCUAAUCUCUAGAGCUGAGCAAAGUUUACAGUUAAGCAGACAACAAGAAGCCGUUGCUAUUGCAAACGCCACUAAUAACGCUUGUGCCACUACAAAUAAUGCCACAACUUCUACAACAUCAAACUUUCACAAUUCAUUGGCACGAGCUGUGGCAGCUGCUGCUAUUGCUGACGAUUCCACUAAAGACUCUACAAACUCAGCAUCUCCAUCAAGCUCAACAAAAACGAGUUCAGAAGAAAUUCCUCGUAAAAUAAUACAAGGCUUCUUUGCGAUAUGUCAAAGUUGUGGAUUUAGUGGUGUUGACCACGCCAAGUGUGAGCGCUGCAAACGAGUUUUCUUGGAACCACCGAAGCGCGUGCCCUUUAAAUCAAGCACAAGUAGUAGUGAUUCGUCACACAUAAAAAAUCCCAAUGACAUAACAGAGAAAAAGCGAGGAAGUGAAAACAGUUCUCGUGGAAAAAAUUACUUGCCAUUUAGCAAUUCAACACGUGGUCGCGGGGGUCAACGGGGACGCUCAUCGAGAACUAGCCGCAAAGCAGUUGAUGCCGAGCCUGUAAUUUUAACUCUGAGUAGCGAUGAAGAAGCGGACGACGAACCGUCAAACACUUCCAAUAAGAAUAUUGGCUCAUCAUUGAAUAAUUCCAAAAUGAUAACAUAUUCUCAGCCGUUAUCUUUUGAACCUAUUAUUUCAGAAAGUGAUGAAACUGCAAUAUAUACCGAUUUUAAGCGCACCGAUAUUACGGAACUGAGCGAUGAACUGGAUAAAUCAUGUGUUAAGUUAUACUGUAAAAAUGUGCGCAUCGGUGGUUAUUGUUUCGAGACCGCUGAGCCUGUUAAUAUAACUGCUAAAGGUAUCCAAAUUACUGCACCCCUCGUUAACAAUGAUAAAGAAUUUUGUAUAUUAAAUAUACACAAACACGAAAUAGUUAAGUUGAUUGGGCACUUCAACAAGCCUGAUGAUGUUUUUGUGUUAUGUUUCUAUACAUUACGAAAAUGUGCACAAUAUAUAAAAACAUCUCUGAAUAUUGCUGAUGAACCGGUAGCGGAUGGAACUACUUACUUUAUAGCAACUGGGCCAUACCAAUAUCGCAAAAUAAUAUUACAUAUCGACAGUAUAUCUGAUCAGGCUCUGAAUACUUUGAAACAGUUAUGUAACCCAUUGGACGAAAUUGGUUUAGUUGACGUACAAUCCCUAUUGGAAAGAGCUGCAGACUCUGAGCGUCAAUUAAUUGCUCUCAAAUCUAACGAGGAUAUUAAACCCCAAUUAUACGGGAAUGAUAUAAGAACUUUACUUAUAUAUCCAUCUGGUAAAGGUGGAAUAUCUAUAAACACUGAAGAUUACAUGUGUCUAGCUACUGAUCAAUAUUUAAAUGACAUAAUAAUUGAUUUCUAUCUUAAAUGGGUUCACAAUAACAUUAUACCAAAAGAAGAGCGCGAAAAAACUUAUAUCUUUAGUACGUUUUUCUACAAGCGUUUAACCACUCUGGUACGUAGCCAGCAACAGGCAGAUAAAGAUAUAAAACAAACAGCCGCUCAAAAGCGACAUGCACGUGUUCAGAAUUGGACAAAAAAUGUUAAUUUAUUCGAGAAGGACUUCAUAAUUAUACCUAUUAAUGAGCAAUCUCACUGGUUUCUCGCCAUUAUAUGCUUUCCGAAAUUAAAAGGACCUGUUACAUAUGACACAAAUAUACCUGUGGAACUACAACAAGUCAAGAAACAAAGAGGAAAGAAAAUAGCUUUACAGAUUGGGAACACAACGAUUACUCCACUAUCAAAACGUGAUAGCAAUCCUAAUCUUUUAGCUGAUAUUGUAGGAGUAAAUGAUGAUCAUGAUAGCGACAGAGAUGAAGCAGAAGGCGAUGAUGAGGACUUAGCAUCUGACGAUUCAGAUUUCGAAAGUGGAGAAAAUAAUACAUCGUCAGUCAAUACAACGCAAAGUCCUCCCAGUAUUUCUGCCAAUAUAACAGAGAAACAACCAAUUAAACAACCGUUAAUACUUAUAUUCGACUCAUUAGCGGGUGCGGGUCGUAGUCGUGUUGUAGCUACACUACGUGACUAUUUAUCAUGUGAAUAUAAAUUGAAAAUGGCCAAUGCGACACCGCAUGUUUUCAAUAAAGAGAAUAUGCCUGGCCACUGUGUAAAAGUGCCACAGCAAAACAAUUUUACAGAUUGUGGACUUUUUCUGCUACAGUAUGUCGAGCAAUUUUUUAAAGACCCUGUUGCAGAUUAUAGACUCCCUAUUAAAUUGUGUAAUUGGUUCGAUACCUUGACAGUAACACGAAAACGUGAAGAUAUCUCUAAUCUGCUGCAACAACUCUUAAACGAAAAAUACGGAGUAGGUCAUCAAAUUGUUUUACCUGAAAUAUCUUUUCCCACAUUAAAUGGUGAGCUUGUUGAGUCGCAUGAUGAAUAUAAUAUUGAAUUUGAAGAAGACGGGAUGGAUGAUGAAACAGCGGAAGAGGAGGAAGAACUUACUAGUGGUGCUGAUGGUGAUUUAGAUGUAGGCUCCGAUGAACUAAGUCAAUCUCCAGUUAAGCCAACAACAACGGCUGUCGUACCAACACAUGGUCGACAAAUUGUAGUUAAAAGGCGCAUGCAAAUUGUUAACACUAACACUAACAAUGAACUAUCACCACCACAUAGUACCACAAUGCGAAGUAGUUUAGUAAAAAUACGCAAACUAGAUUAAUAAAACUUAAUUUUAAUAUAAUUAUAAAUUUAAGAUCGUAUUUUUUUACGUUUGCUAAAAUUCAUUUAAAAUGUUUCACAUAAAUUUUAUCGUUUAAUUUUUCACAAGUGUAAUACUGAGCUACAGACAUAUUUCCACAAAUCGCAAAUAAGUUUAAUGCUUUUAACUGUGUUGUCAUUGUUAAUUAUUAUUUGUAUUAUAAAAAUUUGUUUUAAUUUUGAAUACUAUGUAUAUAAAGCCCAUAAAUAUUUUCAUUUCAUUUUGUUAUUAAAUACUACUAAUAGUUAAACACACAUACUUAUAUAUAUGAACAUCGUCGACACGUAACUUAUAUUUUAGUUUUCUUUUAAAUGCAAAAACAUAUUGUUAAGAAUCUGAAUUCCUACUAUAAAUAAAUAAAUGAACUGAAAUCU
Teleopsis dalmanni is the source of this 5935-nucleotide messenger RNA. RefSeq lists its product as uncharacterized. Gene Ontology annotation, biological process: protein desumoylation. The coding region runs from base 567 to 5522 and encodes 1651 amino acids. The transcript is spliced from 11 exons. Gene Ontology annotation, cellular component: cytoplasm; nucleus. Gene Ontology annotation, molecular function: SUMO-specific endopeptidase activity. The record is from RefSeq and is a predicted model, not a curated record. Lineage: Eukaryota; Metazoa; Arthropoda; Insecta; Diptera; Diopsidae.